CGAACAGCAUUCCCGUCGUGUCUCGCGAUCUUGUAAAAGUCACACAGCGCCUAUAAAUUGGGACGUUUUGAGGGGUUCGGCGACUAGGUGGCAACGGUUUUGUUUCGGGUGAAGAACAUCAGCCGCGUCACGUCACGAUGAACGAAACCGCGAUCUCGUUCGCAAAGGAUUUCCUGGCCGGUGGAAUCGCCGCCGCGAUCUCGAAAACCGCCGUCGCUCCGAUCGAGAGAGUCAAACUGCUGCUGCAGGUCCAGCACGCCAGCAAGCAGAUCACGGCAGACAAACACUACAAAGGUAUCAUUGACUGUGUAGUGCGCAUUCCUAAGGAGCAGGGAUUCCUGUCGUUCUGGAGAGGGAACUUGGCCAACGUCAUCAGAUAUUUCCCCACACAGGCCCUCAACUUCGCUUUCAAGGACAAGUACAAGAAGGUGUUCCUGGACGGCGUUGACAAGCACACUCAGUUCUGGAGGUAUUUCGCCGGUAACCUGGCCUCCGGUGGAGCGGCCGGAGCCACGUCCCUGUGCUUCGUCUACCCGCUGGACUUUGCCAGAACCCGUUUGGCUGCUGAUGUUGGCAAAGCUGGUGCAGGGAGAGAGUUCACGGGACUCGGCAACUGUUUAGCGAAGAUCUUCAAGUCUGACGGCCUGAAGGGCUUGUAUCAGGGCUUCAAUGUGUCCGUGCAGGGCAUCAUUAUCUACAGAGCGGCGUACUUCGGCGUCUAUGACACGGCCAAAGGAAUGUUGCCGGACCCCAAGAACACGCACAUCAUGGUGAGCUGGAUGAUCGCUCAGACCGUCACCGCAGUCGCCGGUCUUACAUCAUAUCCAUUUGACACGGUCCGUCGGCGUAUGAUGAUGCAGUCUGGACGCAAAGGAGCUGACAUCAUGUACACCGGCACGAUCGACUGCUGGAGGAAGAUCGCUCGUGAUGAAGGCGGGAAGGCUUUCUUCAAAGGUGCCUGGUCUAAUGUGCUGCGAGGAAUGGGCGGAGCCUUCGUGCUGGUUCUGUACGAUGAGCUCAAGAAGAUCAUUUAAACUUUAACGUUCGCCGCUGGAAAACCUGUAAUGCGUCUGGUUGGACUUCUGCCGUAUGCGGCCUGACUAGUAUUUCGCUACUAGUUACGUUGCAGAUGAUGCAUGUAUGAAAGAAAUGUUUUAUUUUUUCUCUCCAGAGUUCCCGUCACUGGUUACUGUUGUACCUUGAAGUCAAAACUGAGCACCUUAUCUGUUCUCCCGUCAGUCUGUUUUAAUUCUGACUUGAAUAAAGUCGUUCUACUGAAAAAACCUA
Triplophysa rosa is the source of this 1287-nucleotide messenger RNA. RefSeq names its product ADP/ATP translocase 2. Gene Ontology annotation, cellular component: mitochondrial inner membrane. The record is from RefSeq and is a predicted model, not a curated record. Bases 138 to 1034 code for a protein of 298 amino acids. NCBI's taxonomy places the organism in Eukaryota, Metazoa, Chordata, Actinopteri, Cypriniformes, Nemacheilidae. Gene Ontology annotation, biological process: mitochondrial ADP transmembrane transport; mitochondrial ATP transmembrane transport. Gene Ontology annotation, molecular function: ATP:ADP antiporter activity. The transcript is spliced from 4 exons.